GGGGGAGUGAACCUCUUGAGAGUCUGAUUGAUUCUUUUGCUGACUGGCGACUCUCUGACCCACCUGUCCAUACUGACAGUCCGAAAAUGGCCAAGCUAACUUCAUCGCAAUGGCGGGCCUUGUUAGAUGCAGCCAGUGAUGCUGAGAAACCCCAUCUGCAAGCACUCUUAGAUGGUGCAAUAAAACGGGAACAGGAGUCAGAGAAGGAGAGGAAGGAGACCUUGCUGAGAAGGCAAGUAGCUCUCCUAGAGACUGUUCCCUCACUGACUGAACAGCAGUGCGGGGAACAAUUGCAGUCCAUACUUACAACCUUUGUUCAGGUCCGGAAUCUCGAGGACCAUACCACUCAGAUCGCUGAAGUCUUUGCAAAGCUGCAGACUCUUCAGGAUGGUCUGACUGAUAUGACCCGCAAGUACCAUGACUUGACAAAGGAGGUGGCUGACCUGCGACAAGCCCAAGUGGCCAACCCUCUUCCUCUACCCCCUGGAUCUGAAGCUGCAAUCGAAACUACCUCUGCCCCUCUUACUGUAUCCUCUUCUACCUCUUCUUCGAGUGUGAUGGCAACCCCCUCAGGACCUGCAGCAGGUGCAGAUUCCACUGUUGCUCUAACAAGCAAUGAGGUUGGAUCUUCUGCAAUUGUUGUAGCCCCAAGGCCGGAACCAGCUGCUGCUGGUCCCAGCUACGCCAGUCCCUACGUGGACCGGAUGACGGUACAAAUGCCGUCCAAGUACGACAGCAAGGAUGACAUCGAGUUCUGGAUCGACUCCAUGAGGGCCUACUUUGAGAUCCUGGGAACUCAACCUGAGAACCAGGCGGUAAUCAUGGGAAUGAAUGUCGAGCCAGUCGUACGGGGCUUCCUAGAAGUCCAAGCAACACGGGCUGGGUUUCCAAAGGCUGCACUAGCCAAAUGGCUAAGGGCCACCCCGGUUGCCUCCCUCGAAGAGCUCCUUAUCUCUGAAUAUCAAGAUCCACAGGUUGCUGCUAAAGCGAGGAUUCAACUAGACAAAGUAAAGCACAACAAGUGGAAUGGCUCCAUGAAAAGCCUACAGACCUAUCUAAGCAAGUUGUUUGCCACUCCUGGUUUGGAACUGUCCACUCAAUCUUGCUUGGAUGUGGUUAAGGGCGCGGUUCCAACUAACUUUACAUGUCGCCUGGGCAGGGACUACAUUGCAUACACUGACUGGCUCGCCUUAAUGAAGGACGUAGUCAGUCUGGAGGCUAUGAACCUCGUUAGCACAGCAGGCAGCAAAAAGCCCAUGGGCGGCAGACGGUUCAAGGGCAGCAACCGUUUUGCUGUGCAUGACCUGCUGGAGGCCGAAGAAGAAGCCCAUGUGGGUGACCCCACUCUUGGUGACGACCAAGAACAGGACUCCGAUACAGCUUGCGGGUGCAAGGUCUUCUCCAAGAUUGAUCUCAAGUCUGGCUACCACCAGAUUGAAGUCGAUCCUGCGGACCGGCACAAGACUGCGUUCAAAACUGACGACGGGCUUUAUGAGUUUACCGUAAUGCCCUUCGGUCUCACGAACGCACCAGCCACUUUCCAAAGCGUCAUGGAUAAGGUCCUCCACGAACAGAUUGGCCGGUUCGUGGUAGUGUACCUGGACGAUAUUCUGAUUUUCAGCAAGUCCAUGGAGGAACACCUCAAGCAUCUUGAGGAGGUGCUCGCUAUCCUCAAGAAGACGCAGCUCCAUCUCAACUUGGAGAAAUCUGAGUUUGGGAAGGAUAGUGUCAUCUAUCUUGGGCACCGGUUGUCUGCUGCAUGCCUGGAGCCUGAGGCAACCAAGAUUGAGGUCAUACGCGAUUGGCCUCAGCCUGUGAACAUUCGUGAAUUGCGUUCUUUCCUUGGUCUCGCGUCCUACUAUCGUUGUGCAGCGUCCAUGUACGAUGCCUCAUUUUCACUGUUUCGAUUUGGUGUGGUUGCUGUUUGCCGUGUGACAGUCACCAACACAGUGUAUGCUCCCUCGGCACCCAGUGCAGUGGGAACGCCGGUUCCACCCAGCUAUGUGCCUCCCAGUACGAGUCUUAACCUUCAAGAGUUCUCGUAUGAAGAAAUGAACACUGCCACCAGAGGAUUCAGCGUGCUGCUCGGAAAAGGCGGUUAUGGGCCUGUAUAUAAGGCUGCCCUUGCUGAUGGCACUCAGGCAGCUGUGAAAAGGCAGAUGAAAACAAACGGUGACAAGGAGUUCCAAACAGAGAUACAGCUCUUAGGUCGUCUUCGUCACAAAAAGCUUGUGAACUUGAUCGGCUUCUGCUCAGAUGAAAACGAGAAGAUGUUGGUCUAUGAAUACAAAUCCAAGGGAAGCCUCUCGAAGAUCCUUUACGGGAAGAGGAUGAAGCGUCGAAAAGAGUUCCUUCCGUGGCGUACACGUAUCAACAUCCUAUUGGAUAUAGCUGAAGGAAUUGAUUAUCUUCAUAAUCAUGCAAAUCCUCCAGUAAUUCACAGGGACAUAAAGUCAUCCAACAUUUUGUUGGAUGAUCAGUUUAAUGCUUUCAUUGCAGAUUUUGGAAUCGGGAAAGACGGUUUGAAAUCCUCCGUGAUCUUCGGUACCGGCGGACAGACAACAGCUGUUAAGGGCACAGCAGGUAAAAGACGAGAACUCACCACCCACUAACCUCACCAGUGCACCUGUUUUAUUUUAUUUUAUUUUAUUUUUAUUUUUUAAUAGCUUUUUCUUCUGUUCUGGGAGCAACAGUCCGGUUCGUUUUCCACCGGCAACGGCGGCAAGUCAAAAAUGAAUACAACUCAUUGACACGCAUCCCCUCGUUUCUGAGGAAAACACAGACGAAUGAAGAAUAAUGACUUCGCCAACCCUGUGGUAUUUGUCUCUGACACUAAAUGUCAUGGAAGGAUUAAGUACUAAAUUAUCUAAAUACAAAUUUAGUAAAAAAAUUAAGUAAAAUUUCAUGGAAGGAUUAAGUACUAAAUAGUAAAUAGUAAAUACCAAUUUAGUAA
This is a messenger RNA of Chara braunii, 2953 nucleotides long. Lineage: Eukaryota; Viridiplantae; Streptophyta; Charophyceae; Charales; Characeae. The record is from the annotation of a GenBank genome assembly.